Messenger RNA from Cladophialophora bantiana CBS 173.52, 1086 nucleotides. Its product is annotated as cytochrome c peroxidase, mitochondrial. The transcript is spliced from 2 exons. Gene Ontology annotation, molecular function: heme binding; peroxidase activity. Gene Ontology annotation, biological process: hydrogen peroxide catabolic process; cellular response to oxidative stress; response to reactive oxygen species. The record is from RefSeq and is a predicted model, not a curated record. NCBI's taxonomy places the organism in Eukaryota, Fungi, Ascomycota, Eurotiomycetes, Chaetothyriales, Herpotrichiellaceae. Bases 1 to 1086 code for a protein of 361 amino acids.
AUGGCUUCCGCUACAAGUGUUCGAACUUUUAUGAAGGUGGUGUCUAGGAACACCGUUUCACCAGCUUGGUCUCUUCGUAUUGCCACUCGUCCCGCGAGCAAGAGCCUUGCGAGGCCGGCCUUCCAACGAUGCUCCCGGCGCCACUAUUCAUCCCAGCCUCCACGCCAAGCCAACAAUAUUGGCACUAUGGGACUGAUCGCCGCCAUUGCUGUUCUCGCGGGUGGCGGGUACUACUUCAAAACUCAAGUUGCGGAGAGACAGACCAAGCCAAAAGUCGUAGGUCAACCGCCAGCGUCUUCAAGCCGUCUGCGGAAGAUUACCAAAAGGUGUACAAUGCUAUUGCAAAAGCUAUUUGGGACAACGACGAGUAUGACGACGGGUCAUAUGGGCCUGUUCUACUUCGGUUGUCGUGGCACACAUCCGGAUCUUACGAUGCCGCAACCGGAACUGGGGGAAGCAAUGGAGCCAUCAUGCGAUUCGCUCCAGAAAGCCAGCCCAGUUUCCGUGGAUCACCUACUCGGAUCUCUGGACUCUCGCGGGUGUCUGCGCAGUUCAGGAAAUGCAAGGCCCAAUUGUCCCGUGGCGGCAUGGUCGACAAGACCGAGACGUCUCUAUUGCUCGCCCGAGGGCCGUCUCCCAGAUGGGGAAAAGGACCAACAUCACGUUCACGCCGUCUUUAGCAGAAUGGGGUUCAACGACCAAGAAACGGUGGCUCUCAUCGGCGCCCACGCCGUCGGACGCUGCCACCCGGACAGAUCUGGUUUCGACGGGCCCUGGACUUUCUCUUCCACAGUGUUCACCAACGAGUACUUCAGGCUGCUUAUGGAGGAGAAAUGGGGAUGGCGGAACUGGAAAGGGCCCAAACAAUACCAGGACCAGACCAGCAAGAGCCUCGUGAUGCUGCCCACAGACAUGUCGCUGAAGCAGGACCCCAAGUUCAGGAAAUACGUCGAGAUUUAUGCCAAAGACGCCGACAAGUUCUCCAACGACUUCUCCGCCGCCUACUGCAAGUUGCUCGAGUUGGGAGUGCCCUUCGACAGCAGGCCCGAGGACAGAAUCACCUUCAAGCUGACUAUCGAAUCGUAG